Passer domesticus (house sparrow) is the source of this 6541-nucleotide messenger RNA. RefSeq names its product transmembrane 6 superfamily member 1 (gene TM6SF1). The record is from RefSeq and is a predicted model, not a curated record. The coding region runs from base 87 to 653 and encodes 188 amino acids. Lineage: Eukaryota; Metazoa; Chordata; Aves; Passeriformes; Passeridae. Gene Ontology annotation, cellular component: lysosomal membrane. The transcript has 6 exons.
CGAGGCGGCGCCUCAGGCGCGGCGCUGGGCCGGGGCUGGGGCCGGGGCUGGGGCGCGCAGGGCGGCCGCCGCCUCCCGCCGCGGGGAUGAGCGCCUCGGCGGCCACCGGCGUGUUCGUGCUCUCGCUCACCGCCAUCCCCGUCACGUACCUCUUCAACUGCCUGGCGGCCACCGGCAGUUCCUGGGUGAUUGUUGCAGUUGGAUUGCUGGUUCUGGUUCUUAUUGCUCUGUCAGCUCGUGUUCUUGUCAAGAGGAAGCCACCCAAAGACCCUCUGUUCUAUGUUUAUGCUGUAUUUGCCUUUACCAGUGUAGUGAAUCUAAUAAUUGGACUCGAACAGGAUGGAAUUAUUGAUGGAUUCAUGACUCAUUACUUGAGAGAGGGGGAGCCCUACCUGAACACUGCCUAUGGCCACGUCAUCUGCUACUGGGACGGCUCGGCGCACUACCUGAUGUACCUGCUGAUGGUGGCAGCUAUUGCCUGGGAACAAAGCUAUAGAACCAUUGGUCUCUACUGGCUGGGUUCCAUUAUCAUGAGCAUCAUUGUCUUUAUGCCUGGAAAUAUUGUGGAUGCUGGCAUACAUGUUCUACUCAGUGCCAUACUAUGUGAUUGCUCUCUAUGGCCUGCUGGUGCCUGGCUGCUCCUGGAUGCCUGAUUUGACCCUUAUACAUGCUGGAGGACUAGCUCAGGUAUUUCUUUGCAAAAUUUUCACUUUUAAAUUACAUUAUAAUAAGUAGAGACCUAUGGAAUCAAUGAUCUUCCCAUGUAGGUUUUGUGCUGAUGUAACCCAGAUCACCUUUCAUAUCUGUAAAAACCCAUUAAUUUAAGGGAGUGAAAAAUCAAAUCUACUACUCUCUAAUGACCACAUUCUUGCUUUGCAGACUUCUCUCCUUCUACACAAUGUUUUUAUUGGGCUCAUUGAAACCUUAUUAAGCACCAUGCACUCUUUAGCUGGCAUCAUGAAGGAAGCCCAUCUUAAAGCUGUGACAGUCAAUCGUAAAAAAACCCAACAAAACCCAAACACAACACAACAGCACAAUACAUUGUUUCCAUAAUAUGGGUUGGUCAAGUAGGUAGUUUGAAAUAUAUAAAGAGAAAAAGUGUCUCCUUGUCACACAAAAUGUACAAUAUCAGUAGAUGAUGUUGAGAGAACUCAGGGAACCUCCUGGGCCACAAACCACAGUACCACUCAGAAGUGUUUGUGUUCCCAACAGCAGACAAUGAUAAUUUUUUCUUUUACUCAUUCCACUCUGGUUCUCUUAAAUAAACAACUGUAGUUAAUUACUAAAUGGGGCUGAUGCUUAUGAGAAGACCGACCAAAACAAUUCAAUAGGAACUAGUAAAUGACUUAUGACAGACAGAUGAGCAUUAAGCAGAUGAGACACAGGGACAAUUGGUUUGUUCUGUACAUAGGAAAUGAAAUGUGUGAGCUCAGAAACAGACAACACAGAAAAUAAGCACGACAAUCCUGCCACAAUAGUGACAACACAGGCACACAGCAAUAACUGUAAUCCAAAUACCACUAUGAGACAAACACAAACCAACACGGUUCCUCAGGUCUGACAUAAUCAUAGAAACAAACUACAGUCCACUUUAACUGCCCAAUAAGAAGGGUGGAGUGAUAUUUUCUAUUUGGAAGCAGUUACUGCAGAGAAUAGGACUUCUUUUUUCUUCUCUACCAGUUUGUAGAGAAUCUUGAACUAUCAUGUUAUAUCAAAACAGAAUCUGGCAAACAUUGAUGAGGAAGUUUAGAUGCUCAAAAGGUAUAAUAAAUACUGUACAACUGUGUUUGGCCAAAAUCUAAUUUAAAAAAAAAACAAAAAAAAGCACAAGCUAGCUAAGUCGGCCAGGCUGUGUCGGGAACUUCCUCUACUGACAGAUUACUCAGGUUCCAUAAACUGCCCAAACAAUCAGGGAAAAAACACUCCUUCAAAGAUGUUAACACAGGAAAAAGUAAAUCAGAAGUCAGUGUGCUGACUACCACAACCUUGCAAACUUACCAGAAAGCUCAAUCUCCCAGUCUGGAGGUGAUUUUUUUUUUGUAGGUUUGGUUUUUUUUCCCACCUUUUAUAUGUUUCCUGUAACAAAUAAUCACCUUUUUUUUUUUUUUUUAACAGUCCUUUGUACCUUUUAGAUGUGUGAAUGCUAAACUUUGUUGCUGAAGUCUAAAACCCCUCUGUUGUUCUUUGUGGUUCUGCCUCAGGAUGUCCAUUUACACAUUAGACUAACACCCAACAUUUUCCAUUUCACUACUUAAAGCUUGUCCUGGCACCAGCAAAUGCUGUGGGCUGACAGAAACUGAUUAAGAGAACUCUAUGUUGCUGUGCACUCUUCAUAUUUUAUCUUGCUUCCAAAAACAGUUCUUGACAUUUGGGAGAGGGUUUUUUUUUGUCAUUUUGACUUUAAUGCACUGCAGGAUGAACUUCAGUUAUCCUACAAAUAAACAUGAUUUAAUUGAUUUGAUAAACUUGGUAAACUGUGACCAACCUGGGAUGUAAAAUGCAUGUGACAAAGAACUGAGGACUCUUUCUUGAUUAUUUGAGUGCUUUGUCAUUUUGAGGCAAAAACCACAUUUACAGGUUUGUCUACUGUUACCUUAAGUUAAAACACUUAACUGAUAAUUAAUAUGUAGUUACCAAACAAACUUUGCUUCCUCUCACACACAAGGUCCAAUACAGGUAAGUGUCUGGUGGUGGAAGCAGUGGGCACUGCUCCCUGGGAAUGAACACUGCUCCUACAGAUGGGGAACAUGGAGAUUUUAAUUAUUUUUAUUUCUAUCAUUAUGAUGUACUUUUUACAAAAACAAGUCACAAAAUACCAUGUGAUGCAUCUAAACUAAGAACCUCCAAAGUGCCUACUAGCCUUUCACACAGACACACAUUUACUGAUUUUCAGAAUUACAAAUAACUCAGCUGGAAUGACUCCAUUACUAACAUUCAGACUCCAAAACCAGUUGGGACCCAAUAAUUACUAGACUUUCUGAAGCUUCAGGAGGAGCUCUUUGAAUUUCAUAUGAGUGAAGUACUGGGAGCUUUGAUUAUACAAAAGGGUUGGAACAGCCUCUGAACUUAAUAGUACUGGUAUUUCCCUAUGCAAUUGAGCCAUGUGAGAAGGGAUGAAGAGCCACAGCCUUACUAGCCAAAAUCAGUUUCACCAACUCUCUGCAGCCCAUUUCUGUUUUCUCAAAUGUAGAGUUUACCUCUAUUCCCUCUUAGUGUUUUCCAUAACCCUGCUUUUUUUGUGGCUACUUUCUGCAGUGUUUCUUGUCUAUCAGAGACCCUAAACCCAAGGCAUGUAUUUUUCUAGGUUACACCCCUUCUAUUUGUUGGCUUUGUUAGGCUCAUGAGACCAGGUCCAAACCCUUCCAAAGUUACAGUCUUUGCCUGAUUUUACUCAGUCUUAGAGAGAAGGCACAGAGUGAAGAAGGACUCCUAACCUUUUUCUGGGUCCUUCUCUGUCCUUAACUGCAGGGUAAAAAAUACCUGGAAUACUACCUAUGAUUAGGCAACAAGGCAAAAACUGUUGUAAAAAGUCCAAAUCCAGACUGCUUCAUACAGACAAGCAGGUCAGUGAGAAGCAGGCAGACACAGAGUGCAGUGCCAAGACACAUCCAGCAGCUUCCACCUGCUGGGAAUGCCAGGGAGCAGAGUGGCCAAGGCUUCAGGGGUGACAAAGGCUGCAUGUUGAGGAUGUAGGGCUACCUUAGAAGGUUACCUGCAGCAUCUCAUCUGGUUGAUUUCUCAGCCAAGGCUCUGGGGUUUGUUGGAGCCUCAAAAUUCUCCACUUGGAGAGGGGAUCAGUAACAGAAAGCACCGAGGAAUGGCUUAUUUGCUGAGAGACCCCAGUCACAGCGAGGUAACACAACAGACUCAGGGUUUCUCUCACUGAGCACCAGCCUGCUGCACACAGGCACAGAGCUCUGCAGGGACUGACAGCUCAGAAUUAGGGGUUUGCUGCCAGUCUGCCUGAAGAAAGAGCAGCACUGGGCCACUGGUGAGUGAGAGAUCUGCUUUUAAGACAUAUCCCCUGCUCCAAGUAAGAAAGAAAAAAAGAGGGGAAAGAAAAAAAAAGAAGUAGCAGCAGAGAACAGUCAUGGUAAGAGAAACACAGGAGAUUAAAGACAUAACACAAUUUUCACAGAGGCAAAUCAAAUAAAUUAAAAAAAAAAGAAUAAGACUUUACAGACCUAAAUAUCCUCCUUGGUAAUGAAAGAAGAAGCCAUGUGCUACAGUGAAAAACAAGUCUAAUAAACAAUAACCUCAUUAUAUGGUACAUCAUUAACCAAUAAAAAUCUUUGUAGGCUACAGACAGGACAUCAUGUUACUGCUUUUUGGUUUUACAACAAUUAAAGCUCACUAAUGUGCCACAACUCCUGUAAGAGACAAGACCACACAGUAAGGCUUAGAUACUCAGGCAUCUUGGGGGCUCUGGGAGUUCUGGGUCUCUCAGAAGCAUCCCCUUACAGCUCCUUCUGACAAGGUUUACUGUGAACGAUGAGAAAUUUACUGUCAGCUUGCUCUGAUGCACAGCUGGCCACUCCUGCAGACAGGCAGGCCUCCCAAUCCUCCACAGAGAAGGAGCAGCUCUGCAGCCUGUUCACCCAGACAAGGCUCUAAAAUGCAACCCAGAGGCUCUCAGUGUCUGGGAGAACGCCAGACAGCCCAAACUCCUGCCUGCAGCCUGCUGGCAGCUCUGUCUGUCUGUCUGGAGUCUGCUACGAGAGGGCUUUGCUGCUGAGCUGCCCUGGCUGCCUGGGCUGAGGAGGCUCCCCAGCAGGAUUUCAGGCAGCAGGGAUUUCAGCCAGCUCACCCAGGGGCCACAGGCAGGGCCUGCCUGGGGCAGGUGAGAGCAAACAGGCUGCAAGAGACAGAGUGAAUUACCAGGCUGAUAUAAAAAGGCUGACAGUGUGCCCCCGAACAUCUGUUUGCUGUGCAAUAGCUAUUUACAGAAACAUGCUAAGUGGCACUCUGCUCAAGUGUGUUUGUAUUUGAUUUCGUUGAUUACUUUGUUUCCUGGCUCAGGUUUGCUCAAUGAGCUCUCCCAAUUCAGUUGAGUUGGUUGGAAUCACCUGAAAACCAAUUUCUGUUUCUGUUUUGAUGGAUGGUCUCAGCCUCACCUUUUGCUGGGGUGGUGGAUUGAAACACCUGCACUUUAUUUCCCCUUCCACUCUGCUGUGAACAGAACCAUGUUCUACGUGAGGCCAAAAUGACUCCUGCUGAAGCCAGAACAGAGGAUGUAAUUUGGCCAUAGCGUUCCUCUGUGUUCCUAAAAUCCUGAUGUCUCAGUGCUCUCCUUAUGAUCAAAUUGAUGUUCAUCUUCUCAGAUCUCCUCCACUGCUAGCUAACUAAAUAGUAAUGAAAAAAAUUGGACACACAAUAGUUAAUGUGAAUGAGCUGUGGCUUGAAAUAGCAGGUAACAGAUGGAAACAAAAGACACCGACUAUCCUGACACUUCUAUCUUUAAAUGUUUGUUUAUGCUAAAAAUAUGCUUCAGGCCAGCAAGCCUGUCUGUGCCUAUAACCUUCACUGUAUGCUCAGUCUAUACUUCAAACCAGCCCCAGCCUGAAAGCCAAAUAUUGCAGACAUUUUCUGAAAUCAUCAGGAGUUGUGGGAUCAGAAUCUGGAACAAUCUGGGUUUAAGAUUAAAAAGUCCAAACCCAAACCAGAACUAACAGAGGUUCCAAGACUCUCCUUUCUAACUUUACUCAGAGUGUCUGGCUGCUCCCAUUGAUGCCAAACUCCCAACAACCCUCCCAGGCAGGUGGGUGAGAGCCCUCCCCCUGACUGGGCUCUGCAGGGAUGUGCCCUUCAGUGGCCACUUUUCUGGGGAAGGAUCAUGCACAAAUUGUGACCCAGAAAGCCAGGGUGGAAUCCUGUACCUGAUGAAAUUAUCACUGCCACCAUGUGCAUAAAGAAACCUCUUACCAUGCCACUGAUGGUUCCAGUUAUGCCUCAUACACCAAGAUAUUAAUGAUUUUAGUUUAGGCUGUAUUUUUAUACCACUGUGCAAAAGUAUGAUGGAUAAUUCUGGAAUAAGAAUAAGGGCUGGCUUGGAAAAUGUCACUGGAGAUGCAGACUUGAAUGCAGAUUGUGCCAUCUUUCCAAAAAUAUACAUCAACUUUACCUUUUUUUAAUAUAUGUGUUAUAUACACACCACAGGCUCAAUUUUCCCAUAUUGGUGCUUCUCUUCAUGCUCGAACUCCUUACAUCUACAGAGUCCCUGAAGAAGCAAAAGAGUUUUUCCUGAUCUUGAACAUAAUGUAUGGGAUUCUUCCUCAGCUGUUCGCUUACAGGUGUGUCAACAAGCCAGAGUUUUUCAUGAAACCAAAACAAGAAGAAAAACCAGAAUAGCAGAACUGUUUCCAGCUCCUGUCCUUGGCUAUGUAUAUAACUGGGUUGGGAUGUAACUGAACUGCUCAGAGGGAACCCAAAUGAAGCGUGUAAGAUGUGUAAAAUUGCACAACUGUGUAGUCGCACGGUCUGCUCUGUUUAUCCUACUGAAAAAGGGAAAAUAAAGACAACUGCCUUCAGCACCACUUCUCAA